AUGUUGAAAACAAUUAUUCGUCAAAGUAUUCAUCUUCAACCUAUUUUAAAUGCUCGUUUAUCAACAUCAUUAUGUAAUCGUUUACAUACAUUAUCUAAUCAUAUGAAUGUAUAUCCAAAUAACUCAUUUUGGCCAUAUGUUAUCGUAUCACGUCGUACAGCAAUACUUGAUCAACAUAUCAAAGAAGCUGAUCAAAUGCGUACACGACCACCUUCUACACCACAUGAUAUUGAAAGACGUGUAUUACGUAUUUGUAAUGAAUAUGAUAAAAUUCAAGAAGCUAAUAAAAAUAAUAUCACAUUGUCAACGCAUUUUAUGAAAGACCUUGGUCUAGAUAGUCUUGAUCAUGUUGAAAUAAUUGUUGCCGUAGAAAAUGAAUUUGGUUUUGAAAUUCCAGAUAGUGAUUAUGAUAAAUUAUAUACAAUACAGGCAAUGGUUGAUUAUUUAGUUCAGAAAAUGCGUAUUGUUUAG
Messenger RNA from Rotaria sordida, 471 nucleotides. NCBI's taxonomy places the organism in Eukaryota, Metazoa, Rotifera, Eurotatoria, Philodinida, Philodinidae. The record is from the annotation of a GenBank genome assembly.